Messenger RNA from Hirundo rustica (Barn swallow), 3775 nucleotides. It is a transcript of the gene LHFPL2, whose product is annotated as LHFPL tetraspan subfamily member 2. The transcript is spliced from 4 exons. Bases 465 to 1151 code for a protein of 228 amino acids. Gene Ontology annotation, cellular component: membrane. Lineage: Eukaryota; Metazoa; Chordata; Aves; Passeriformes; Hirundinidae. The record is from RefSeq and is a predicted model, not a curated record.
CGAGAGCGGAGCCCCAGCGCGGAGAAACCGCCUCUGCCCGGCAGAGGUAUUGCCAGGCAUCUGAAGUGGUCGACUAAGGCCUAAGGAUUUGGAACAGUGGUGUGUGAUGUCAAACAGUGGGCAGUCCUUGUAGCCUCCCCCACCAGCCUUCAGUGUCAUGUGCCAGUAUGAAUAUUGAGAAAGAAAAGCAUACUUCAGAGCUCAGCAUCCCAGAAAGAAAAAAGGAGGAACUAAACAGAGAGAGCAAAUGAUUGCACUGCUUGCAAGACUUGAGGCUGUUCACUUUUUCUCCUGAGAAGCUUCAUCUUGCCCUUUUGAGAGAGUCGAGAAAGUUGGCAGACCAGCCGCAGUGAUUCUCUUAGGGUCCUUUUUUCCCUUCUUUCUUUUUUUUUUUUUUUUUUUUUUAAUUUAAUACUUCCUCCCUUGUGUCUGGACUUGAAGCGUGCAAGCACUGGACCACCAAUAUGUGUCAUGUCAUUGUGACGUGCCGGUCGAUGCUGUGGACUCUGCUGAGCAUCGUGGUGGCUUUCGCGGAGCUCAUUGCCUUCAUGAGUGCGGACUGGCUGAUCGGCAGAGCAAAGCCCUCCGGCCCCGAGGAGGUGGACAACAGGACGGGGGCGCCGCAGGAGCCCUACCGUCCCACGCUGGGCAUCUACGGGCGCUGCACCAGGAUCUCCCACAUGCAGUUCUCCAGGAGAGACACGCUUUGUGGUCCCUACGCUGAAAACUUCAGUGAGAUUGCCAGUGGGUUCUGGCAGGCAACCGCUAUUUUCCUGGCCAUGGGAAUCAUGAUCCUCUGCACCGUGGCAUUUGUGUCUGUCUUUACUAUGUGUGUGCAGAGUAUUAUGAAGAAGAGCAUUUUUAACGUCUGUGGGCUGCUACAAGGGAUUGCAGGGCUCUUCCUUAUCUUAGGCUUGAUACUUUACCCUGCAGGUUGGGGAUGCCAGAAGGCGAUAAGCUAUUGUGGACCUUAUGCUUCUGCUUACAAACUAGGAGACUGCUCCUUGGGCUGGGCUUUCUACACAGCUAUUGGCGGCACGGUUCUGACGUUCAUCUGUGCAGUCUUCUCGGCACAAGCGGAAAUAGCCACAUCCAGUGACAAAGUGCAAGAAGAAAUAGAAGAAGGAAAAAACCUUAUCUGCCUCCUUUAACUCCAGUAGGGAAAAAAUACCAGCACCUGGAUCUUUAUCUGCAGAUCCAUUUACCUGUUUUUUGCCAUUUGUGUGGUUGAGCCCUAUGCAUUCCAGCCCUGAACUACUGAAAGGGUCUUUCUUCUUUGCUGAGCAAUGAGGAUCAGAGAAAGGGUCCCAAGAAAGCAGAAUGUAAAUACUUGGGGAUAUUUUUAGUUUCAUUCUGUGAUCAGGACACAGUGGAAUAUAUUAAUCCGACUGGGGAUGUGAGUAAUCACAUGUAUAUAGCAGGAAUGUUGUUAAAACAGACAAAUUCUGAUUGAUCGGAUUGCCUAACCCACCUUGGUCACUUUGAAGAAUUUGGGUUUAAAAUAAUAAAAACCAGCACAUUUGUUCUUCCUUUUCUUAAGCAAAAGAGAAGCCUAUUUUAAUGAGGCUUUGUUUCCAAGGGCUCCCCUCACUGGUGAAUAUUUCUUCGUCAUCACCUGGUUUGGUACCAUUUUCAUGGAGGUGCUUUUUGGUACUGAACUUCCUGGAAAGUACAGUGCCUUCCUGGAUAUUAACUCUAUGUUGGAGAGGGCAAAGCUGAUGUUUACACCAAGCUUUAGGCAUCUAGAAAGUCAAGUCCCUGCCAGGUUUCUCUCUCUUGAAACUUAGAGUGCAAGGUGUGUAAAACUUGUUACUUAGCAGGUAAAUAUUGUUUUCACUGACUAGACAGAGAAGCUGUUGUUAGACUGGCUCUCACCUGAUUCAGAUAAAACUGAAAUAUUUCUACAGCCUUUAUUAAAAAUUCUGAAGUUGCAAGCAGACAACAGCUUCCCACAGCAUCAGUCUUACCUGGGCUGCAGCCUCUCCUAGAACUAUUUCACAUUACACUUCAACAGUGUUACUUUUUCCUCUCCUCAGUGAAACAUCAUUCCCAGUCUACAGAUUUGUCUGGUCUGAUGACCUAGACACACAUGAGUAUUUAGGAAAUUAAAAAUUUUCAGGAAGCCUUGAUGAAAUCUAUGUGGCUGGGAAGAUACUUGUUGUUUUGUUGGGUUUUUUUCUUUUGUGUGUGUGUGCGCCUAGUAGUAGUAGACCUUUUUCCAACUAAAUCAGCAGAACUUAAACAGACCUUGCCACAAAUGCCUUUUUUUUUUUUUUUUUUUCUCAAAGCCAGCUGGUUGUGUUAUUUGUGGUGCUGCUUCACCUGCUAGAACUACUUCUGAUACCAAACAAAGGAAUGAUGAAACUGUGCCAUAGGAGCAUUGGGGAUAAUUCAUCCAAGAAGUAGUUCUAAUGAAAUACUAGGUGAAGUUUAGAUUCCUUUUCUUAUUUCUUAGUAGUUUAACAUCAUGCAAUGACAGUGUUGCUUCACUAUUACACAGAGCAGAGACUGUUUUUGCCUGGUCUGUCCCUUAAGAUGUGCCAUUAAGUUAUUAAAAAUCGCUGUUACAGUCCAGGUAGGUAGCUGCUUUCAAGGCACUGCUGACGUGCUUCACAACACAAGAGCUGCUCAGGAGUCCUGACGGCGGGCCCGGAGCAGCCUGGAGGACAGGUGAAGUCACGGAGCUGGGCUCCCCAUGCAGCGCCCGCUGCCCACCAGACACAGAGCAGCUCCCAGCCUGUGCCUCUGUGCCCAUGGCACCUGCAGCCUGCGUGCUGGACACACACACAGGUGAUCUCUGAGACGCAGUGCAACGUGGUCCACUUCUGUAUUCAAAAAGGGAUGGUUUUAACCUAGUCUCUCCUUGCAUUCACCUGCCCCUGCAACCCACAUCCACCAUCUUCUGCUUUAAAACAGGUAACUCACUGUUAUUUUAAAUAUUGAAUUUAAAUCCUCUCCAAAAGUUAUGGUCUGGGACCAACUGCCUGCACAAAUCAAGAUUUUAAUAAAGCAAAAUAACCAGCACAAAGCAGUGCCUGAGGGUGAAAAUCACAGCCCACACACCCUGUCCACACCUGUGUUUGUCUCGUGGGCUCUGCCCCACACACACCCCCAAGACCUGAAGAACAUGCACCGAGCUUGCACCUGGGGUCCAGCCAGGCUUCCUCCAGGCAUCUCUCCUGGGCCCCUGCUGGAGCAUACACUGAACCUGGCCUCCAGCUCAGCUCUGCCCUGCCCUCAGGGGCCUGCAGUUGGGACAGAGAGGGCAAGCAGUUGUAUGAGUACCAUACCAACCAGCUAAGAGUGAACUAGUAAGUAAUGUACUUACUUAGGUGGGUCACCACUGCCAACAGGUCUUGACACAGUAUUAGGGUGAAAAAUGCUGCUUUGGCUUAAGCACUUGAUUAGUCAGAAUCAGGUCAGUUCUUACAAAGGUCGAGAGGGCAUACUCUGCUCUGGCUGAGAAGUAAGCAAUGAGCAACCUUCAUUCAUGUUACUAGCUGACCUCUGCUGUGAUCCACAUGACAUUUAAAAAAUUUCAAUAGUACUUUUUUUUGUUUGUUUUUGUUUUGUUUUGUUUUGUUUUUUAAAUACAAAGGAGAGAUUUUCAGUGGCACAUUUUGCUUUUGUUUGCAUUAAUAAUCAAGAAGAACCAGCUUUUUUUGCUUGUUGCCGGUAUAUUAUCAGCUUGCUCUGCAACAGCAUAAUUAACUAACUUGCAAGAAUAUCCAUGUUCAUCACAUAGCACAGACAGAAGACAGGCUGGAAAGAAAUA